Schizosaccharomyces cryophilus OY26 is the source of this 1378-nucleotide messenger RNA. RefSeq names its product ubiquitin conjugating enzyme Ubc8. Gene Ontology annotation, biological process: protein polyubiquitination; ubiquitin-dependent protein catabolic process. Gene Ontology annotation, molecular function: ubiquitin conjugating enzyme activity. The transcript has a single exon. The coding region runs from base 329 to 886 and encodes 185 amino acids. Gene Ontology annotation, cellular component: nucleus. NCBI's taxonomy places the organism in Eukaryota, Fungi, Ascomycota, Schizosaccharomycetes, Schizosaccharomycetales, Schizosaccharomycetaceae. The record is from RefSeq and is a predicted model, not a curated record.
GAGAAAAACAAUUCCAUUAUAUGUAAUAUUACUAUAAAGCUUUAUAUCCAUUUUAUGAAGAACUAAGCACACUUACCUAUAGCUAGCUACACCACGACACGUAAGCUGCACUCUUCGAAUUUUGUCAACUAAUUUUUCUUGAGACAAAGCUACUUUUUUUAAGAAAUUUAUUUUUUCUUAUAUACCAUUACAUAUUUCUGGAAAAUCUUCUGACUACGAAUUUGCCUAUUUGGUAGUAUCCAUUGUUUUUGAAACCUUUCUUUUUAGACACAAGCUUGAGUUCUUUUUUUUUAGUCACUUUUACUCUUCUUUUAUAAUUACGCAAAAAAUGUCGAGCCCUAGAAGAAGAAUUGAGACUGACGUUAUGAAAUUGUUGAUGAGUGACUAUGAGGUUACUCUUGUAAAUGAUAAUAUGCAAGAAUUCUAUGUUCGCUUUCACGGCCCUGAUGAGACUCCGUAUGCGGAAGGAGUUUGGAAAAUUCAUGUGGAAUUGCCAAGCGAGUAUCCUUGGAAGUCUCCCAGUAUUGGAUUUGUAAAUCGAAUCUUCCAUCCAAACAUUGACGAGCUCAGCGGAAGUGUUUGCUUGGACGUCAUUAAUCAGACUUGGUCUCCUAUGUUUGAUAUGAUUAACAUUUUUGAAGUUUUCCUUCCUCAAUUGCUUCGCUACCCUAAUGCUUCUGAUCCAUUGAAUGGUGAAGCCGCUGCAUUGCUACUUCGCGAACCGCAGACUUUUACAUUUAAAGUGAAAGAUUAUAUUCAAAGGUAUGCUAGCAAAGACCAGGCAGAUGUCUCUUUGGAUGACUCUUCAGACGACGAUACCAUGUCUUCCAUCGAAACAGAAUCUGAAAAUGAAGAAGUUACUGGUCAAAUGGAUGAUGAUUUAUAAAGCACAUGUUAUCACUUUGAUGAACGCUUAUGCAAGUGAAAGUAUCUGAAGAGAGCUUGCUCUGCCAGAAUGAGGUUGAAUACAAUAGCUACCGUUAUUCAACAUUGUAUAAUUCAAUCUUCAUGAUUAUGUUAUAUUGAAUGAACCUUUUAUUUCAUGAUGAAAACGAUCGUUGCAAAAAUUGGAUUGAUAUGAAACAUAUCAAUCGACGUUGAUGAAUUUAAACACCAAGUUGCAGUAAAAGUGCACUAAGUGGACUAUUGUCGAGUGAUGGAUCAUUUUCUAUCUCCCUGAUAUGUUGAAUGCACUGAUUAACUAGGACGACUAAUGCACAUGUUUCCUCGGAAACUUCCUGAUAAUGAACUUUAGAAACUUCAUCAUAUAUAGAAGUGAGUAAAAUUAAAAAUCGUUUGUCCUUAAUAAAUACCAUUUUCGAAAUAUAAUCAAAAGCAGUUAGAUGAAGACGCGAAUACUCUUGCAUCUUGAGUAUAC